GCCGGCCCCCGCGGUCAGGCUGUGGCCCCUUCCUGCCGGGGGUACAGGAAACCGGGCUGCCCCGAGUUCCGAGGCUUGGGGAAGGUUCCCACCUUGCCCCCUGAGCUCUGGAGGCGGAGGGCCUGGCCUGCUCAGGACUGACUGCUGCAGUGCUCAGAGGUGGAGGAAAUGGCAGAUCUGGACAGUGAUUCCAGGCAGCUUCUCGCCCCCGAGGUGGACCGUGAGGUACAUCCCGGGCCCAUGAAUAUCCAGUUUGAGUCAUCAGAUCUAAGACCCAAUAGGCCUUUCCACGUGGAGCCCACCCACAUCGUCAGCGUGAGUGGCGUCCUGCAGCGGGUCAGCGACCGCGCCUCGGCCAUGAACAAGAGGAUUCACUACUACAGCCGGCUCGCGGCCCCCGCGGACCAGGCGCUGGUUGCCCCGGACCACGUGGUCCCGGCCCCGGAGGAGCGCUACGUGUACAGCCCGCUGGGCUCCGCGUACAAACUCCAGAGCUGCCCCGAGGGGUCCGGGAAGAACACCAGCCUCGUGACCAUUUUCAUGAUCUGGAACACCAUGAUGGGGACCUCGAUACUCAGUAUUCCUUGGGGCAUAAAGCAGGCGGGAUUCACGACCGGGGUGUGCAUCAUCCUGCUGAUGGGCCUGCUGACCCUGUACUGCUGCUACCGGGUGCUGCGGUCACGAGCCACCAUACCGUCGGUGGACACCGCGGCCUGGGAGUUCCCCGACGUCUGCAGGCACUACUUCGGCGCCUUCGGGCAGUGGUCCAGCCUGCUGUUCUCCCUGGUGUCGCUCGUCGGAGCCAUGAUUGUGUACUGGGUGCUCAUGUCUAACUUCCUGUUCAACACCGGGAAGUUCAUGUUUAAUUUUAUUCAUCACAUUAAUGACACAGAUGCUGCACUGAGUACCAAUGAUAGCAACCCUGUGACCUGCCCGAGCGCCGGCAGCGGCCGUCCCAACAAUGGCUCUGCCAUCUUCUCCGCCAACGCCACGGGCCUGCAGCAGUUUGAGAGGUGGUGGGACAAGUCCCGGACGGUGCCCUUCUACCUCGUAGGGCUGCUCCUGCCGCUGCUCAACUUCAAGUCGCCGUCCUUCUUCUCCAAGUUCAAUGUCCUGGGUACAGUGUCCAUCGUCUACCUGACUUUCCUCGUCACCUUGAAGGCUGCUCGCUUGGGGUUUCAUUUGGAAUUUCACUGGUUUACGCCAACAGAGUUUUUUGUACCAGAGAUGAGAGCUCGGUUCCCACAGCUGACGGGCGUGCUGACCCUCGCUUUCUUUAUCCACAACUGUGUCAUCACACUCCUGAAGAACAACAAGAACCAGGAAAACAAUGUGAGGGACCUGGCCGUGGCCUACCUGCUGGUGACGCUCACCUACCUGUACAUCGGGGUCCUGGUCUUCGCUUCCUUCCCGUCACCGCCACUGCCCAAGGACUGCAUCGAGCAGCAUUUUCCACGUGCUGGUCCUGAAUCUGAUUAUUGUGGGAGCUGGCGUGAGCAUGGCCUGUCUGUACCCCAACAUCGGCGGGAUCAUAAGGUACUCGGGAGCCGCCUGCGGCCUGGCCUUCGUGUUCGUCUACCCGUCCCUCACCUACAUCCUCUCCCUCCGCCAAGAGGACCGCCUGACGUGGCCCUCGCUGCUCUUCCACGCCCUCCUCAUCGUCCUGGGCCUGGCCAACCUGGUGGCUCAGUUCUUCAUGUGACACUCCUGCCGCGCCCGGUCUCCACCCCGUGUGCCAGCCACCGCCGUGCCAGCCAAUGCCGCGCCAGCCAACACCACGGAAAACCUGAGAACAAGGGCAACAGCCACCCACUCCCCCUGAGCCGCGUGGCUCCGUGCGGAUAGGGGACGGUGGGAACGCUCUGUCUCCACCUGCCUCCUGUCACUCGCCUCCUCACUCUCACUGAGUCCUGAGCGGGAGGCGUGCCCUUGGGAACGUCACGCUGUGUUGCUUUUAGAUGUGAGGUGGGCGGUGCGUUUGGUGACAACGAAGACUCUCAGGUGUCCCCGCAGGGACUUGGCUGUUCCAGGGCUCACUGCACUCCCUGCCGUUUUGUCACCUGAUAGACGAUGGUUGCAGUUUGCCUAAACCUUUACUGUUUGGGACAGUAAACCAAAUACCUCAUUUUCUAAAAAGAAGUCUCCGUGGCAUCAGUGUUAAUAGACUGAAUUUUUAACCAUGAAAAAAGAAAGAAAAAGAAAAUGUCACGAGGCCUCACGGCCACGAACUUUAUACAAAAUAAACAACUAAUGGAGUUUG
This is a messenger RNA of Myotis myotis, 2260 nucleotides long. RefSeq names its product solute carrier family 38 member 9 (gene SLC38A9). Gene Ontology annotation, molecular function: amino acid transmembrane transporter activity. Gene Ontology annotation, biological process: amino acid transmembrane transport. The coding region runs from base 169 to 1845 and encodes 558 amino acids. Lineage: Eukaryota; Metazoa; Chordata; Mammalia; Chiroptera; Vespertilionidae. The transcript has 14 exons. The record is from RefSeq and is a predicted model, not a curated record.